Messenger RNA from Camellia sinensis, 1612 nucleotides. The record is from RefSeq and is a predicted model, not a curated record. Lineage: Eukaryota; Viridiplantae; Streptophyta; Magnoliopsida; Ericales; Theaceae.
UAUCCUUUUAAUUUUUUAACAUUUUAAAACCAAAUCACACUGCAAACUGCUGAUCCUUACCAACUCUCUCUCUCUCUCUCUCUCAAGAAAGAAAAAACCAAAAAACCAUGUCGAACUCCAUCAAAGGUGUUCAUAUCCUGAUAUUUCCAUACCCAGCUCAAGGCCACAUGUUACCCAUGCUGGACCUAACCCACCAACUAGCCCUCCGUGGCAUCACCAUAACCAUUCUCGUGACACCAAAGAACCUCCCAAUCCUGAACCCUCUCCUCUCAACCCACCACCCAUCUUCAAUCCAGACCCUGGUCCUUCCCUUCCCAUCCCACCCGUCUCUCCCCUCUGGCGUCGAGAACAUCAAGGACAUCGGCAACGCAGGCAACUUACCCAUGAUCAACGCCCUCGGCAAGCUUCACGAUCCAAUAAUCCACUGGUUCAAGUCCCACCCAUCACCCCCUGUGGCUAUCCUCUCUGAUUUCUUCCUUGGCUGGACGCUACACCUUGCGCACCAACUUGGUAUCCCCAGGAUCGUUUUUUACUCAUCUGGCUCUUUUUUAGCCUCUGUCUCUAAUUUCAUUUGGCAAAAUAUCAACACUGUCCGUUCUUUACCCGUCGUUCAUUUUCCCGAUCUACCAAGAUCGCCGAGUUUCACUGCGGACCAUCUUCCUUCUAUAUACCGAGUAUAUAGGGAAUCGGAUCCUGAUGGGGAGUUUCUUAAGGAUGGCAUGCUCGCUAAUAUAGCCAGUUGGGGCUGCGUUUUUAAUUCUCUUGAUGCCUUGGAAGGUGAGUAUUUGGAUCACUUGAAGAAGAAAAUGGGCCAUCAACGGGUUUGGGGAGUUGGGCCUCUUAGUUUGGCUGGUGGGGCUAAAACCAUUGGUCGGGUCAACCCGGAUAAGGAUUCAGGAGACAGGGUGUUGGCAUGGCUCGAUGGCUGCCCGGAUGGGUUGGAGAAAAGUGGGGUUAAGUUUAUAUGGUGCAUCAAGGAGCCAACAAAGGGACACGUGGAGGGACAGUAUGGUGUGAUUCCAUGUGGGUUCAAAGAUCGUGCGGCUAAAAGAGGAUUUCUGAUAAGAGGGUGGGCUCCGCAAGUAUUGAUAUUGAGUCACCGAGCUGUUGGUGCAUUCUUGACUCACUGCGGGUGGAACUCGGUGUUGGAGGGAAUUAUGGCUGGGGGGAUGAUAUUGGCGUGGCCCAUGGAAGCAGACCAAUUUGUGAACGCAAGGCUGUUGGUGGAGGACGUAGGAGCUGGGGUCCGUGUGUGCGAGGGUGCCGAUGCGGUCCCUGACUCAACUGAGUUGGCUCAGACCAUUGCUAAUUCAAUGAGUGGAGACACAAGUGUCCAGAAGGUGAGAGCAAAGGAACUGAAAGACAAGGCAGUGGAAGCAGUUAAGGAGAGUGGGAGCUCUUGGAGAGACUUGGAGGGUCUAGUCAACGAGUUGGUCCAACUUUAAAUCAAAAUUGAUUGACAACAAGCUUCAUUGAGUGCCAGACCGCAAAAGCAAAGAUGUACUCCCUCCGUCCCAUAAUAUUAGUCCCUUAUUUUAUUUUUUAUUGUCUUAAAAUAUUUGUCCCUCUUCAAAAAUUAAGUACAAAAAUAAUAUAAAUUUCCCAUUUUGUC